UCCAAAACCCGCGAGAGCUGUGGCAGCUUUCUGAAGUCUCGCGGCUCUCACGUAAAACCUCACUCGUCAAGAUAUUAAAAUCCACGAUUAUUUAAAUUAUUCGUCUUUUAGCGGAAUAAACCCGGAAGGAGAGGAUAGAAACAGCGGGAGUUCGGCUCGGUUCGGAUGUUUAAUAGUGCUUUCUGUCCUGUAACCGGUUCAGAGGUGCAACAGGAUGUCCGACAGCGAGGACAGCGACUUUUCUGACAACCAGAGCGAGCGGAGCAGCGAUGGGGAGGCCGAGGAGGUGGAUGAGAAUGAGGAGGAGCCAGCCAGCCCUGUCGGCAGCGAUAAAGUAGCUGAUGAGGAGGGGGAGGACCUGGAUGAUGAUGAGGAGGAGUAUGAUGAAGAGGAGGACGAGGAAGACGACGACCGGCCGAGGAAGAAGCCGAAACACGGAGGGUUCAUCCUGGACGAAGCCGAUGUGGACGAUGAAGAUGAGGAUGAGGAUCGGUGGUCGGAAGGAGGAGAGGACAUUCUGGAGAAAGCCAACGAAGAGGCUGAAGCUUCCAACCUGGACCACGUGGUUCUGGAUGAAGACCAUUCUGGAUCCAGGCGGCUGCAGAACCUCUGGAGGGACUCCAGGGAGGAGGCGCUGGGCGAAUACUACAUGAGGAAAUACGCCAAGUCCUCUGUGGGAGAGCAUUACGCCGGAGGUCCAGAGGAGCUUUCUGAUGACAUCACCCAGCAGCAGCUACUUCCUGGAGUCAAGGACCCAAACCUGUGGACUGUGAAGUGUAAGAUUGGCGAGGAGAGGGCUACCGCCAUCGCUCUGAUGAGGAAGUUCAUCGCCUACCAGUUCACUGACACGCCUCUCCAGAUCAAGUCGGUGGUGGCGCCCGACCACGUCAAAGGCUACAUCUACGUGGAGUCUUACAAGCAGACGCACGUGAAGGCCGCCAUCGAGGGCAUCGGCAACCUGCGCAUGGGCCUGUGGAACCAGCAGAUGGUUCCCAUCAAGGAGAUGACCGACGUCCUGAAGGUCGUCAAGGAGGUCACCAACCUGAAGCCCAAGAGCUGGGUCCGGCUCAAGAGAGGCCUGUACAAGGACGACAUCGCCCAGGUGGACUACGUGGAGCCCAGUCAGAACACCAUCUCCCUGAAGAUGAUUCCCCGCAUUGACCUGGACCGGAUCAAGGCCAAGAUGAGUCUGAAGGACUGGUUCGCCAAAAGGAAGAAGUUCAAGAGGCCUGCGCAGCGCCUGUUUGAUGCCGAGAAGAUCAGGUCUCUGGGUGGGGAGGUCAGCCAUGAUGGAGACUUCAUGAUCUUUGAGGGGAACCGCUACAGCCGCAAAGGGUUCCUGUUCAAAAGCUUCGCCAUGUCCGCCGUGAUCACAGACGGAGUGAAGCCCACGCUGUCUGAGCUGGAGAAGUUUGAAGACCAGCCAGAGGGAAUCGACCUGGAAGUGGUCACGGAGUCGGGUAAGGAGCGUGAACACAACCUGCAGGCCGGGGACAACGUGGAGGUGUGUGAGGGAGAGUUGAUCAACCUGCAGGGGAAGAUCCUGAGCGUGGACGGCAACAAGAUCACCAUCAUGCCCAAACACGAAGACCUGAAGGACCCGCUGGAGUUCCCUGCCCACGAGCUCAGGAAGUACUUCCGGAUGGGCGACCACGUGAAGGUCAUCGCUGGGCGCUACGAGGGCGACACCGGCCUCAUCGUCAGAGUGGAGGAGAACUUCGUCAUCCUCUUCUCGGACCUCACCAUGCACGAGCUGAAGGUGCUGCCCAGAGACCUGCAGCUUUGCUCGGAGACGGCUUCGGGCGUGGAUGUCGGGGGGCAGCAUGAGUGGGGUGAGCUGGUGCAGCUGGACCCGCAGACGGUGGGCGUCAUCGUCCGGCUAGAGAGGGAGACGUUCCAGGUUCUGAACAUGCACGGGAAGGUUCUGACGGUGCGCCACCAGGCGGUGAACCGCAGGAAGGACAACCGCUUCGCCGUGGCACUGGACUCUGAGCAGAACAACAUCCACGUCAAGGACAUCGUGAAGGUCAUCGACGGGCCGCACUCGGGUCGUGAAGGGGAGAUCCGCCAUCUGUUCCGCGGCUUCGCCUUCCUGCACUGCAAGAAGCUGGUGGAGAACGGAGGGAUGUUCGUCUGUAAGACCAGACACCUGGUUCUGGCCGGAGGCUCCAAGCCGAGAGACGUGACCAACUUCACGGUGGGGGGGUUCGCCCCGAUGAGCCCCCGGAUCAGCAGCCCCAUGCACCACGGCGGGGGAGGCGCUCAGCAGAGAGGCGGCGGUGGCGGCGGAGGGUUUGGGCGUGGCCGGGGACGCAGAGACAACGAGCUGAUUGGUCAGACGGUGCGGAUCUCCCAGGGUCCUUACAAAGGAUACAUCGGCGUGGUGAAGGACGCGACGGAGUCCACGGCCCGCGUGGAGCUGCACUCCACCUGCCAGACCAUCUCUGUGGACCGCCAGAGGCUGACCACCAUGGGAGCGAAGAGGCACACCGGGUCGACCUCGGCCCACGGUCGCACCCCCAUGUUCGGCUCCCAGACCCCCAUGUACGGCGCCGGAUCCAGGACGCCCAUCUAUGGCUCGCAGACCCCCAUGCACGACGGAAGCCGGACGCCUCACUACGGCUCCCAGACCCCGCUGCAUGAUGGGAGCAGGACUCCUGGUCAGAGCGGCGCCUGGGACCCCAGCAACCCCAACACACCUUCCAGGAACGACGAAGAAUAUGACUUCGGCUUCGACGACGAGCCGUCGCCGUCGCCCCAGGGCUACGGCGGAACCCCCAACCCCCAGACGCCGGGCUACCCAGAGGUCCCCUCCCCUCAGGUUAACCCCCAGUACAACCCGCAGACCCCGGGAACACCGGCCAUGUACAACCCGGAGCAGUACUCGCCGUACGCGGCGCCGUCGCCGCAGGGCUCCUACCAGCCCAGCCCCAGUCCCCAGAGCUACCACCAGGUGGCGCCCUCUCCUGUCGGCUUCCAGAACACACACUCCCCGGCCAGCUACCACCCCACCCCCUCCCCCAUGGCCUACCAGGCCAGCCCGAGCCCCAGCCCAGUGGGCUACAGCCCCAUGACGCCCGGAGCGCCCUCUCCUGGAGGAUACAACCCCCACACUCCCGGAUCCAACAUCGAGCAAGGCAGCGGCGACUGGGUGACCACCGACAUCCUGGUCCGGGUCAAAGACUCCUUCAUGGACCUGAUGGGACAGGUCGGAGUUAUCCGGAGCGUCACGGGUGGGAUGUGCUCCGUGUUCAUGCAGGACUCUGAGAAGGUGGUGAGCGUCAGCAGCGACCAUCUGGAGCCCGUCACCCCGACCAAGAACAACAAGGUGAAGGUGAUCCUGGGGGAGGACCGCGAGGCCACAGGGAUCCUGCUGAGCAUCGACGGAGACGACGGCAUCGUCCGCAUGGAGCUGGACGACCAGCUGAAGAUUCUCAACCUGCGGUUCCUGGGCCGCCUGGAGCACUGAGGGCCGCCGGCCCCGGACGCUCCGCUCUCGUUCUGUUCUGCUUUUAGUGCUUUCAUGAUCUGUCAGGUCUUUGAUUUCUGGAUCCCAACCAAACGUGUCACAUCAAUAAACUGUGAACUGGUCCGGCUUCCUCUGCUUCCUGAUCCAGGAUCUCCAGGUUUUCCAGGAGAUCCACAGCUUCAUGCUGGAGAACCACAGAAGCUGGUCUGCUCCUGUAGUUCCCACCUGGGGAACUUCCUAUCAGUGUCCAGGUGUUCCCUGGUCAGAAGGGAUUUACAUUCAUGUGAAAAAGUUAGCACAGGUCAGAUAUUCAGUUUAUUAAUAAAUAUUCACAUGUUGACGUC
Poecilia latipinna (sailfin molly) is the source of this 3813-nucleotide messenger RNA. RefSeq names its product SPT5 homolog, DSIF elongation factor subunit (gene supt5h). Lineage: Eukaryota; Metazoa; Chordata; Actinopteri; Cyprinodontiformes; Poeciliidae. Bases 215 to 3469 code for a protein of 1084 amino acids. The transcript is spliced from 30 exons. Gene Ontology annotation, cellular component: DSIF complex. Gene Ontology annotation, molecular function: protein binding; mRNA binding. The record is from RefSeq and is a predicted model, not a curated record. Gene Ontology annotation, biological process: transcription elongation by RNA polymerase II; regulation of DNA-templated transcription elongation; transcription elongation-coupled chromatin remodeling.